Messenger RNA from Symbiodinium necroappetens, 821 nucleotides. The record is from the annotation of a GenBank genome assembly. Lineage: Eukaryota; Dinophyceae; Suessiales; Symbiodiniaceae.
AUGGUGCCAGAGGGGCUAACGUGCAAGAACACAUUCUUUGACGUCGUGGAAGAGGAGUCAGAGACACGGGAGGGACCGGCGACGUGCCCUCCUAGCAGUGAUGGAUGGUGGUGGCCCACAAGUUCCAUGGGUUCGGAUGGCAGCCGCGACCGAAGCUUGCCCUCGAGCCCAACCACGCCGUUUGAUCUUGCCAUCACUGACAAAACAGCCAUUCUAAGGACCCCAAGCUGGUUCGGCGACACCUCCCCAGUCGCUCAAACAAACUUUCUAAGCACACCGAACUGGUUGGAGGACCUGGUUCCGCCGCCCUCCUCCAGCCAAAUAAUUCCCCCUUUGAGCACGCCGGAUUGGAUGGAUGAUGAGAUGCCAGCAUAUGCCAAGCUUCCAAGCUUCGACACCAGAGUGCCCAGUCUUCCCAGACGCUCAGCAACCCCGAGCUCCGGCGAUGGCCGCACCCCCACGGCAGAGGGCAGCACACGGCGCACCCCGGACCCCUUCGAUGACACUCCGAGUCCACCAUUGGACAUGCAGUUUUCCAACUCGAGCAGCCGCUUCGUGCAGCUGCUCGCCGGGGCUGUGGCCGAAGCAGAGGAGACGCAAAGCAAGCGAGAGGCUGUGGAACGUCAGCGCGCGAUCAGCCAGCCCAUGGAUGCCCCACCCAACCCGGGCCCGGGAAACUGGGCACGCCCUUUGAUCAAGCCACCGGUACUCUUGGCCACAGCUGCCCCCCAGAACGAGGCUCCAGGACCGACAGGACCCUACCCACCCUUCGGCGCCGGAUCCCACAUGCCCCCACCGAUGCCUGUGCCACUACCGCAGAU